Vespa crabro (European hornet) is the source of this 1365-nucleotide messenger RNA. RefSeq names its product DNL-type zinc finger protein-like. Lineage: Eukaryota; Metazoa; Arthropoda; Insecta; Hymenoptera; Vespidae. The record is from RefSeq and is a predicted model, not a curated record. Gene Ontology annotation, molecular function: protein-folding chaperone binding; zinc ion binding. The transcript has a single exon. The coding region runs from base 167 to 694 and encodes 175 amino acids. Gene Ontology annotation, biological process: protein import into mitochondrial matrix; protein stabilization; protein folding. Gene Ontology annotation, cellular component: mitochondrion.
UUGACGAUUAUUUCUUCAGAAAUCAUGCAGAAGAAUUCAGAUAGUUUGAUUUGAUUAUGUUGGAGAUUUGUAGAGAUCAUAUUAACCUAUUCGUUAUUUUUUUGUUAUAUCAAGUUAAAUACGCAUAUGAAUAAUUUUUGAUAAAACAAUAUCAAUUAAUAAAGUCAUGUUCGCAAUACGACGAGCGGUACAAUUAGUAAGAUGUAUUAAUGUACAAGGUUCUGUCAAAUUUCAUCAUGCAUCAGCGUCCCUAAAAGCAUAUUCCAUAAAUACGGAGCACCAGAAAUGUGAUCAUUUAGAAGAUGAUCUUAAUAAAUCAACUAAUGAAAAUGGCAAGGAAGAGAAUAAGAAAGUGUUCGCAAAAAUAGAACCGAAGCUUCAAUUAAUCUUCAAUUGUAAAAAAUGCAAUACACAAAAUAAUAAAAUAAUUUCAAAGUUAGCAUACCAAAAGGGUGUGGUAAUAAUACGCUGUGAUGGUUGUAAAAAUAAUCACCUUAUAGCUGAUAAUUUAGGAUGGUUUAGUGAGUUAAGUAAACAUACAAAUAUUGAAAAAAUAUUAGCAGCAAAAGGUGAAACAGUACGUAAGAUACAAUAUAAUUCCGAAGGAUUUCUUGCAUUUCCAAAAGAAGAAUUAAACACUCAACAAGAAAGAGAAAACUUUGAUGAAUCUAAAAAUGAAAUAGAUUCAAAAUAAUAAGGAUACAUGGAAGUUGCCAAUUUUAAGAAAAGAUAUAGGUAAAAAUAUAAAUAUAGAUAUAGAUGUAUAAAAAUAUAAACAAUUUAAGACUUUACUAUAAAUUUAUUUUAUAUGUACAUUUUCUGUUGCAUGAUAAAUUUCUAACUUUUGUAUAUAUAUUUAAAGUAUGUUCUAAAUUUUUAUUAAUAUUACAAAGUUAUCCAUUUAUAUUCUUCUUAAGAUAUUUUAGAAAUAAUGAUCUAAAGAAUGCCUUCAGCUUCUCAACAUCAUCCUUUAUAUAAUUAUAUUAAGAUUGUGUAUACAUUAACAAAUUAUUAUUUGCAAUAAUUUUUAGUAUUAUCUUUUAAAAAAUCUAUAUCUAAAAUUUAUAAAUAUUUCAAAGCAUGGCAGAUUUUUACUUGGCACAUGAGAAAUUUGUUCAUGUAUACAUAUUUCACAGACUUAAAUCGAUUAAAUCUUUUGUUUAUUGAAAUUGUCCUACGUUAAUAUAUUUUUAUUUAAUAUAGAUAAUACAUAUAAACUAUGGAUCUUUGAAGAGGAUUAUCUUGAUUUUUUUAUAACAUAGGCAUAUAAAAAUAAGUUAAUGCCUUUUGUUUCAUAAAUAACAUUUUUGAAGAUGGAUGUACAAUAUCAUGUGAUAAAUGUAAUAAAGACAGUUUAAAACCUAA